GGAUAUUUUCACAACUGCAUAUGUAGUUACUUAUGCAUGAUGAUUUAGGUCGAUACUAAUUUUUUACAAUAUCGAUUAACUAAUAUUGCAGUUAUAUGGUUUCACUUGAAUAUCUGAAUAUUAAAUCAUAAUCACUUGCCAUCACAUUCAACAUGGAGCGUUGGCAGGGCAAAGUUGCUAUGGUAACUGGUGCUAGCAGUGGCAUCGGUGCUGCUUGUGCUAAGGCUUUGGUGUGUGCUGGAUUUGUUGUUGUUGGAUUAGCACGUCGCCAGGAACGGAUUGCGCUAUUGCAACAGGAAUUACCUACGCGAUUUCGCUCCAAUUUGCACGCCUACAAAUGUGACAUAACAAAGGAGGAGAGUGUGAACGAUGCUUUCAAGUGGACGCAGCAGAGGCUGGGCGCCGGUGUUGAUGUACUGGUGAAUAAUGCUGGUAUUAUAGCGACCACGGAGUUGAGUGCACGUCAGAAUACGAAUGAAAUACGCAACACCAUCGAUACGAAUCUGAUGGGUACGGUUUUUUGUACACGCGAGGCUUUCAAUUCAAUGCGUGAACGUGAUGUUGAAGGUCAUAUACUGAUCAUUAAUAGUGUGGCUGGUUUGCAAGUGCCGAAUUUGGGUCCAAACUUGCCAUCGCUCAAUAUAUAUCCUGCAACAAAGUUCGCUUUACGAGCUAUGAACGAAAUUUAUCGACAAGAAUUCCAACGACACAAGACUCGUGUACGAAUAACGACCAUCAGUCCAGGCAUUGUCGAUACCGACAUACUACCCACUUCUAUUCGCAACGUUGUCAAAGACAUGCUACCAAGCCUUACGUCGGAAGAUGUUGCCGAUGCUGUAUUAUGGGCGAUAAGCACACCACCAAAUGUACAGGUUCACAACAUCACCAUAAAGCCAAUGGGCGAAAAAUUUUAAUAAUUUGUAUAUUUAAACCGUGAACAGGGUAUAUUAAAUUUGCCAUGAAGGUUGUAAGACCCAGAAGGAAACGUCGGAGACUUUAUAAUAUACACAUAUAUCGAAAUGAUCAGUGUGACGAGUUGAGUCGAUUUAGUCAUGUCCGUCUGUGAGAUAUCGAUCUGAAAUUUUGCACACAUUAUUUUCUCGCCAAGAAAAUGCUCAUUUUUUGGAACCGGUCAUAUCGAUCCAUAUAGCUGUCAUACAAACUUAACGAUCAAAAUAAAUCUUUUUAAAAACUUUUUUAUUAGACAA
Messenger RNA from Bactrocera oleae (olive fruit fly), 1208 nucleotides. Its product is annotated as farnesol dehydrogenase. Lineage: Eukaryota; Metazoa; Arthropoda; Insecta; Diptera; Tephritidae. The record is from RefSeq and is a predicted model, not a curated record. Gene Ontology annotation, molecular function: oxidoreductase activity.